Saccostrea cuccullata (small rock oyster) is the source of this 450-nucleotide messenger RNA. RefSeq lists its product as uncharacterized. The record is from RefSeq and is a predicted model, not a curated record. The annotation marks the transcript as partial. Lineage: Eukaryota; Metazoa; Mollusca; Bivalvia; Ostreida; Ostreidae. The transcript has 3 exons.
CAACUUCAUUGAUGCCUGAUGGAGUCUAUGUUGUAGCAGUACAGAUAGAGGAUUUCAAGAGUUCAUCAUCAUCAACUGCCCUAAGUAGCAUCCCUUUGCAGUUCAUUGUUACAGUAAAUUCUAGUGGAUCAUGUUACAGCUAUCCAGAUUUCAAGUCCAAUACUUAUCUAGAUGGAACUGUAGUACAAUUUUUCAAUGACUUACUACUGCAAAUUAAGGCAACAGUCAAAGUUUAUGAAGGACAUGAAAUCAUUACUAAAUUUCAUGUUUUAUCGCCACUUAAUUUUACGAUGUCUACCAUCUCUAACCCUAUUGCUAACGAAUAUGAAACCACUAUUUCCCUGACGGAAUCUUCAGAAGAUGAAAUCGGACAGUACAACUUGUGUUUCUCAGCAGAAUCAAAUUAUCGACGUUCCACCAAACUCCGAUGCAUAUCGGUUAAUAUGACAG